AUGCGCGCAAAAUCGGACGUCUUGCUCGAACACUAUGGUGUAGAUUACGAGGAAUUUCAAAGCUAUGAAUACCAUGUGAAAUGGUUCAACGAAAGAAUGAAAGACCGCCCCAUCGAUCCGCCUCUCGAGCAUUGGGUAAAGAUGAAAUUUCCAUAUGAAGCUCCUGAGCACCCGCCCUUGCCUUCCAUGGAAGAGAUUUCACACGGAAUGGUGCACAGUUCUAUAGCACAAAACGUUGGGCUCCACCCAGUAUGCAGACUUGGAGAUUGCGUUGUCAAACAAGGACGAGAAGGGGACAUCUUCCAGGAGGCAGAGAAUCUGCUAUAUCUACAAGAACACUCCCAGGUCCGAACGCCUAAGCUCUACGCCGCUUUUCUCCACCACCUCCCUGAUGAUCCUGUGCCGAUUUACUAUAUCAUCACAGAGUAUCUUGAAGGCGCUACUCUAACGCAUAAAUUAUAUUCAAGCUUGGGAGAUGAGGAACAGGAAGCUUUAUGCGCAAGGAUUUCAGAGCAAUUUAUGCUUCUUCGAUCAGUUCCAUCAGAGGGAUACUAUGGCCGAGUGUAUUACCAAGGUGUGGACCCCAUGACUUCCAUCUUUCGUCUCGCUGGCAAAGGAAUGAAUGGCCCAUACAACACC
Dothidotthia symphoricarpi CBS 119687 is the source of this 639-nucleotide messenger RNA. RefSeq lists its product as uncharacterized. The annotation marks the transcript as partial. The transcript has 2 exons. NCBI's taxonomy places the organism in Eukaryota, Fungi, Ascomycota, Dothideomycetes, Pleosporales, Dothidotthiaceae. The record is from RefSeq and is a predicted model, not a curated record.